Messenger RNA from Sclerotinia trifoliorum, 4489 nucleotides. The record is from the annotation of a GenBank genome assembly. NCBI's taxonomy places the organism in Eukaryota, Fungi, Ascomycota, Leotiomycetes, Helotiales, Sclerotiniaceae.
GAACGACGAACUUUGGGGUACUAAGGGCUAGGAAGCAAUAACUACACCACCAGGAAUGAUUAUCAAUUCGAAUUAAGCUUGAUCUACGCGUCCAAAGGUGGCACGCGCAUACAUUCGAGGUUCAAAUAAUUGUUUUUCGAUAGAAUUGGUUCAAAAUAUCGCGUUCACUUCUUUGAACUGCAAAAACCUACGAAACAAACAAUUCAUCCAUUAUUUAUCUGCAUGACUUAACUUGGUCUAGUUAGUAUUAUACGUUUUUUGGCUCUAAUAAAUCAAGUUGUGCAUAGAAAUCGAAUAUCAUCUCACUUUCUACUCGAUCAUUUAACAGGAGGCAGAGGCAACGGUUUCAAAAUCCACCCAGCCGCCUGGGCUUUAUUCUCCUAUAACCCCAAAAUUCUUCUUUCACUCCGACAACCGACACAUCUACAUCGCGCAUGAAAAGCAAUACAUGAAAGAUGGCGGGAGCGGCAGAAGCAGCGGUGCUCAUGGAUGUGGAGCCUUCACGAAGCUUGGCUACUUCAGAAGAUGAUGCUGAUUUCGAGGAGGACGAUGACAUGAUCCCCGACAUAAUUAAUGAGGAUGCGAAUGCAUAUGCUGCCAAUAUUCAAUUACAGAAUGGGUUGAUGGGAAAUCACGGUGACAUGGAGGAUGAUAGGGAGGGUCUGGAAGGUGAAGGAGAUAUGUUAACAGACGAAGAUGCAGACGGAGAGGAGGACGAUAGAAUGCUCGACGAGCGAGGAAAUAUGGAGCAUACAGAGGAGGAAGACAUCGACGAAAAUUUAGAGCUAGGUGAAGGUGAUGAGGAUGAUGACGAUGCUGAGGGAGUUGGUGCUGUUAAGAUACAGCCUGGCUUAGAGGAUGACGAUGACGAAGAUGCAGAGAGUGGUUCAGACAGCGACAGCUCUGCAGAGAUUGAAGAGGAAGAUGACGAAUCUAAAGACUCUAGCGAUGCCGAGGAGGAAAUUCGAUGGCAAUCUAAUGGGGAAGAAGGAGAAGAGGAAGAGGAAGGACAUGUAAAUCCUAAUCGCUGCAUGUAUGCAUCUUUUUCUUCACUUAAAGUCUUCACUUUACUGAUAACUUUCUAGAUUUUGCCAGCAGGAUGAAGAUGAUGAUCCGAGUGAAGAAUUCGAACUUUAUUUGGCAUGUGAGAUGUGUGGAGACAAUGGUAUGUUGACCCAGUAUUUUAUGAUCGGUAAGGCUGACGAGGCUGUAGCGCAUCGGCAAUGCGCCAGAAAUUCGGAUGCACUCAAAUCCGACGAAGGUAUGUCCUGUUCCACCGUACAGGAGUCGGCAACCCAACUAACAAUCUUCCAGAGGCGGAAAACUGGUAUUGUCCGGGAUGUCAUAAAAAUCGUCUUGUGCCUGGAAGUCCAAGUGCAGACGUCGAUAUGCUUGAAGCCCCAGAUGAAGAGGAAGAUGGAGAAGUAGAAAUAAAUGAUGAAGAUCUGCCCGUUGAAGCGGCCGAAAGGAGAAUUUCAAGGGACAGAGUCCCGGGAGAUUUAUUACCGCCAAGACGUGGUACGAUCAAGUCAGAUUCACAUUCGGUCUUCGAGCAACUAAUAACUCCAGAAGAUCCCAUGGAUGGCUCACGUUUGUUGCGCAAGAGGAAAACCUCUUCGGUGGAGGCUGAUGAGGGGUUGGUUUUGAGAAAGAGGGCCAGGGAUCGGGAUACUCUUUCCGAUUAUUCCAAACCGUCGCUUGACGAAGCACAUGAUGAAGCUAAAGUCGACAAUGAUAGUAAUUUGCCAUUGACUAACGGUAAAAGAAAUAAGAGAAGGGUGGACGGGCCUGCAAGUCCACGUGUCUCAAGAUCCCAGCGUCAAAAAACUUCUUCGUCUUCAAACCCGCCUGCCAGUAUCGUCGAGAAAGUACCUGGCACUCUCAAAAUUUGCUUUCGCAUUGAUCCUUUGGAGUUGAGACAUAUUCUCUCACUACCCCCUAGACCAAAAAAGAAACGUGGCGGCCGUGGUGUCUCAAAAGCUCGAUCCACAGCUGCUUCCACCGCCCUUGUACCCUCAAGUUACUCACAACCGUUCUACCCUUCCAUUCAUGAUAAAGAAUUGGAGGAACUAAAAUCUAAACCCUACGGUGGCAUUCUUUCCGAAGCCGACGCCGACACAUCUUUGACACUCCCUAGAGCAGAACAUCGACGUCAGUUUGAAGAGGCUCGUCAAAAGGCAGAAGAGGAUUGGAAAGCAAGGGCUGCUGCAGCGGCUGAAGCUGCUGCCAAAGCAGGGCUGAGAAAAGCACGCAAGGUGUCUGGUCCAGCCAGCCAAAUUGAAUAUAUUGAUUUCGGCGCAUAUCAGAUCGAUAUCUGGUAUGCCGCUCCAUAUCCGGAAGAAUACAGUCGAAAUAAAGCACUUUUCAUAUGCGAGUUCUGUUUGAAGUACAUGGAGUCCGAUAUUGUUGCUUGGAGACACAAAACGAAAUGUCCAUGGAAGCAUCCUCCUGGUGACGAAAUAUAUCGAGAUGGAAAGAUUAUGAUCUUUGAAGUGGAUGGACGUAAGAACCCACUUUACUGCCAAAAUCUUUGCCUUUUAGCAAAACUUUUCCUCGGGUCAAAAACUUUGUACUACGAUGUUGAACCUUUCCUCUUCUAUGUCAUGACAGAAUAUGACGAACUAGGCUGCCAUUUUGUAGGUUACUUUUCAAAAGAGAAGCGACCUAGCAGUCUCAAUAAUGUCUCAUGUAUCCUCGUGCUACCUAUCCAUCAACGGAAGGGAUAUGGCCACUUGCUCAUCGACUUCUCGUAUCUUCUCACACGCGUUGAGAGGAAGACUGGCUCUCCUGAGAAACCGCUUUCCGAUAUGGGUCUGGUCUCUUACCGCAAUUACUGGCGACUCGUUCUAUGUUAUUACUUACAAAAAUUCGAGCCCUCUGGACGUGUCCCGAGUAUCAAGGCUAUUUCCGAUGAGAUGGGUUUGACGCCUGAUGAUGUUAUCUCAGGCCUUGAUGCCAUGGGCACUCUCGUCCGCGAUCCCAUGACCGGUACAUAUGCUAUGAAGUUAAAGCCUGAUUACUACAAGGAGGUCAUUCGUCAGCAUGAAGCGAAAGGAUAUGCCAAAUUGAAUCCUAAAGGGUUAGUCUGGACGCCAUUCGUUAUGGGUAGAGGGAAUGCUUCUGCUUACGAUCAUGCACCGCCGCUGAACACCGUCGCACCGCGAGAGGAGGAUGAAGAUGAGGUACCCAGCGUUGAAGGUAUAUCCAAUGCGAGUGUCCAGGGCGCUGCAUUGAAUGGUCUUACGAAUGGUGACACAGAAGAGAUGACAGCAUCGUUAGGCAAGAUGACUACUGAGGCUGGUGACGGUGUUGGAGUUGCAAGUUCAGAAGGCAGUGUCGGGAAGUCAACCGUGUCGCAGAGGCUCAAUGGCACUACCAAAAAGUCAUACUACGACCUUGCUUCUUCAAUUCCUCCUGUACGAUUUGUAGUUUUUCCCCCCUUACCUGGUGCUCGAAGCCGAACUAUCUCACGCCCUGCUUUAGCGAGACCUUCUCCACGCGCAAGGCCUUCUGUCUCUUCAUCUGCUCGGCCUAAACCUCGACGGGGAAGCGGAGUACCCAUUCGUCGUGCCUCCACUACAUCUGCGUCUGCAUCAAAGCCACGGGCUGCAGCACGUAGGAAAAGCGGGGGCACGGGUCGCGGACCUGGUAGAUGGCCAAAGGGGACUAAGAAAAGCGAUUUUGGGAAUGCCGAGAGUGGUCCGGGCUUACCCCCUAGAUUGUUAAAACAGCGAAGCAAGUUAGGGAAUGAGGUACUACUCGGUCAAGAGGAAGAAAAUGAUGAUAUGAAAAGUGACCAGGAUGAAUCAGCAAUCUACGAUACUCCUGCGCCGAGAUCGAGAAGAGAUAGAGACUCGUCACGCAAGGGCGCCGGACUAGGGAAGCCUAUUAUCCUGGGGAAAGGCAAAGGCAAGGGACCUGCUACAGGAAAAGGCAAAAGUCCUCUCGUAGAUGCCGAAGGAAAUCAGGAAAUGACUGACGCGCCAGUUGACGAAGUAGAAGCUUAUCAGGAUGGCAAUGCGGAUGCAGAUGCAGAUGCAUAUGCCGACGCAGAUCCAGACUUCGAUGCGAGUUCGGUUCGGGGCGCUGGUGAGGAUGUGGACGCCGACGGCGAAGAUGAAUAGGACGUGGCCUGUAUGCUGUUUACGUGGGGUAUAAAUUUGUGCAAUUAAGACGUUUGGACGGGUGAGCAAGGAUACCUAGCUAUGAAUGGCGUUUGGAAGGGGAUAUCCAUGAAUUCUGGAAUUUCAGCAUCGGCAAAAAUGUCCUUUUGCACUUCAGGGCAAACAUGGCGUCAACGAGAGGGUUUUUGGUGAAAAUUUCUUGAUGUGUAAUUAUUUAUGUAUUAUUAGUAUGGUGCUUUACGUAGGUAUCUAGGAAGAUACUACAGAAUGAAAUAUUUCCUGCACAACUACCUAAUUAUUGGGGAAUUGGAUGUAGUUAUAUAUAGGACGAGGACCCAUUCAACAUUGAAAGAUGCAUGAAACAG